AGAUGCUGCUGUAUGGUGAGAAACUCAUAUUGCUGAGACACUCUGACAGAGGAAAGAGACAGAAACAGAGGGGAGAGAGAGAGGGGGGAUCAUGGCUGACAUCCAUCAUUCAUUUUUGGGAUUGCUUGUGACUGUUUUGUACCUACUAUCAGGUGUCAGUGGAGAAACUCUCUCUAUGUUCUCCAGAGUGGGAGAUGAUGUCAGUCUGCCGUGUAACAAUGUGGUUUAUCCAAACUGCUCCUCAACUACAUGGAUCUAUAACAGAGCUGGAUCUAAAGUAACUAUUGAAGAGGUCGCAUUGGGGAAGAUCAAAGUUGAGAAGACAGAGAGAGCAGACAGACUGAGUUUAGAGUCUAACUGUUCUCUACAUGUUAGUGAUGUCAGUGCUGAGGAUGCUGGACUCUACACCUGUCGACAGUUCCUUACAGAGACUGGACCAAGACAUGGAGGUGAUGCCCCUGUUCAUCUGUCUGUUCUAACUAGGAGUACAGCCUCUACUGCAAGACCAGACUUCUCAACCACCUCCCCAUAUUCUGCUGGUUCUCCCCCACUAAAUCAAACCCACAUCCCCUCUCUGGUCCUCUCAGUUACUCAGACCCUCAUUCUCACUAUGGGAGUAGGAGUGGCUGUGGGAGCAGCUGUGUGUGUCGUUGCUGCUGUCAUCAUAGCACGCAGAAGGAGAACAAAAGCUCAAAUGACAGCUGAUGACAGCAUUAGUCAACCUGCUGACAGAAUUACCUAUUCCUCCAUUGACCACUUCAAUCAAAAUCCCCAUCAUAGAGUUGAUGCGUGUGUGUGUGGUCUCUGUAGGUCCAUGAUGAAGAUACAGUGACCUAUUCCUCUGUUAUACCCUGAAGCAAGGAUAUGCAUAUUCUUUAUACCAUUUGAAAGGAAACAUUUUGAAGUUUGUGUAAAUGUGAAAUGAUUGUAGGAGAAUAACACAUUAGAUCUGGUAAAAGAUAAUACAAAGAAAGAAACAUGCAGUUUUUUUGUAUUUUUUUUGUUCCAUCUUUGAAAUGCAAGAGAAAGGCCAUUAUCUGACUUAGGACUCUAGCCACAAUGUAGAUUUUGCCCACUUGAUGGCAGCAGUGUAUGUGCAAAGUUUAAGACUGAUCCAAUGAACCAUUGCAUUUCUGUUCAAAAUGUUGUAUCAAGUCUGCCCAAAUAUGCCUAAUUGGUCAAUAUAUACAUUUUCAAGUACAUAACUGUGCACAUUCCACAAACAAUAGCAUGGUAUGUUUUCACUGUAGUAGCUACUGUAAAUUGGACAAUGCAGUUAUAUUUAACAAGAAUUCAAGCUUUCUGCCCAUAUAAGAUAUGUCUAUGUCCUAGAAAAUGUUCUUGUUACUUAAAACGUCAUACUAAUCACAUUAGCGCACAUUAGCUCAACCGUCCCGAGGGUGGGACACCGAUCUGUAGAGAUCUAUUAAGAGGUUAAUAUUUUAUUGAGAUAGGACAGUGAAGCGGAGACCGGACAUGUAGGAGAGUUGGCGAGUCAGAAGGGCAGUGGGUCGGAUUAAACACAUGCUGACUCUGGUAGCCUAAGCUGAGCAUGUGUGCCAAGAUCCAUGGGACUAACCGCUGCACCACACUGGCCACUAAGAUGUGAUUUUAAUGAUGGUGUUAUGUUUUAUUUGUGUAUACAGCACAAUAACAGAUUCUUAGACAAACAUCUAUUAGAAAAUGUUUGCUGAUAACAAACUCAAUGUUAGUUUUUACCUGCAUUACUCAUGAUUCAAAUUACAUUGACUAAAGUGACUUAAUAAAACUAAAUGUUUUGAAUGUC
Molecule: messenger RNA, 1786 nt
Organism: Salmo salar (Atlantic salmon)
Lineage: Eukaryota; Metazoa; Chordata; Actinopteri; Salmoniformes; Salmonidae
Source: RefSeq, a predicted model, not a curated record